AUGCCGCAGAAGAACAGAGGCAAAACCAAAAAGAAAGCCAAGGCCAGGACCAAAACCCCACCUUUCUCCAACUCGGUUCCUCCCGCACCGCCGGUGGAGCCGGAGGCGACGGCACCGGCGACGAACGAUGUCCUCGCCGAGGACUCCCUCCGCGACAUCCUUGGCCGCCUCUCCGUCGCCGACCUUCUCCGGGCCGCGCUCGCCUGCCACCGCUGGCGCCGCGCCGCCUCACGCUGCCUCCCCCGCUCCGCUCCUCUCCUCGGCUACUUCUUCCACCCCAGCGAGCCCGGUUUGCCGCCGCCCCAGACCUUUUGCAAGGAUUCCGAUACCCACGCCGCGUUCGCUCCCUUCGGCCCCUCCUCGCCGCGCCUCUCCCUCGACUUCGCUCCCAACUCCGACCGCUACGUCAUCUGCGACUCCCACCAGGGCCUCCUGCUCCUCGAAUCGGUCAUGAAGCAGCCUGACGGCACCCUCCCUCGCUUCCUCGUCCUCGACCCGGCCAGCCGCCGCCGCGUGCUCCUGCCAGCGCCGCCGCGCCACACGCUGCCCGACGACCGCCGCUGGCGCGGCUCCAGGCACUACGCCGGCUGCGCGCUUCUCUCCCGCACGCACCCGGGCCCGGGCGGCCUCUGCUUCGAGGCCGUCUGCUUCACCAUCGACGGCGGGCACCCGCGCGCCUGGGUGGCUUCCUUCGACGACGGCAAGUGCGUCUGGCGCGCGCUCCCGCGGGCCACGGACAUCGACGUCGAUUUCGACCCCUACUGGUUCGAGACCAGCUGCGUGCACGCGGCGGGGAACCUCUACUGGCACAUCUGCAACUCCGCCCGCGUGCUCGCGCUCGAUCCCGCCACGCUGCGCUUCUCCUACCUGCUGGCGCCGGACAUCUACGACUGCUCCACGCUCCGCGUCGGGGAGACGCCCGAGGACGGGCGGCUCUGCAUCCUGGCCGUGGCGAACGAGGGCACGCAGCUGCAGCUCUGGGUCCGCGGCAAGUCCAGGCGGAGCGACAACGGCUGGGUUCUCGGGAGGGAAAUCAUGGACAUGGAUGUGGUGUACGACGCCGUGCCAGGCCUGCCCGAGCACGACCAGAAGCACAGGUCCAUAUGUGUUUGGCCAAGCGACAUGGACGCCGCUCGCACUGGGAAGGCCUUCAUCAGGACUUGGGGAUACGGCCGCUACUCCUUCGAUCUCAACACUCGCAAGAUGGAGCGCCUGGUGACGAAACGUGGCAAGAACUACGGCCAUCCCAUGUUCGCCUACUUCCCUGCCUGGCCGCCUGCGUUCCUCGCUGCUCCAGAUCAGCACUGA
Molecule: messenger RNA, 1308 nt
Organism: Lolium rigidum
Lineage: Eukaryota; Viridiplantae; Streptophyta; Magnoliopsida; Poales; Poaceae
Exons: 1
Coding region: 1-1308 (435 amino acids)
Molecular function (GO): protein binding
Source: RefSeq, a predicted model, not a curated record